Messenger RNA from Fragaria vesca subsp. vesca, 1628 nucleotides. RefSeq lists its product as uncharacterized. The transcript is spliced from 3 exons. Lineage: Eukaryota; Viridiplantae; Streptophyta; Magnoliopsida; Rosales; Rosaceae. The coding region runs from base 219 to 1415 and encodes 398 amino acids. The record is from RefSeq and is a predicted model, not a curated record.
GGGAGACGUGAUUCGAACUAGUGAGUUCAUGACCGAGAUUAAACACCUGUCCACCGAGCCACUGAUGCCGGAGCUGACUCUACAACAAUUAACAUAAACUUUUUAUUUAGCAGUUUUAAACGACAUCAGUAUACCCUGAUAAAACCCUCGCUCAGUUAUUUCUGUUCGUCUUCAUCUCUUUCCUCGACAGCUUCUGAUCCCCACAACUCCAGCCUGAAAUGGAUCCGUGGGUUGAUGUCCGUGCUAAAAUGACUGCAUUGGAACAAAAUCUUGAGGCGUAUGUUGAGGAUGGACCUGAGUGGCCUUACACAGUGGUUGGAGAGAACUACAUCGUGUACGAGGUGAUGCCGAACGCUCCGGAGUCCGGUACUCUGGUGAAGCAUGGAACUGAGAUUGAAGCUCAAGAAGCCCUCCGAGCACAGCAGUCUUUACAGCCGGUGAGGUAUAUUAAUAAUGGAAUCAGUUUCCCGUUAGUGUUUCGUGGGGUUUACAUCGGGUUUGACGAUUGGGUCAGAAGAUUCAGUGCCAAUCCAAUUGCCGGGGAGGGAGUGGUCAAUAUCGUCGGCCGUCAGUUGAGCCGUGGCAAUCGACCUAAUUUCCACCUUCUUGCCGGGGAGCGGGUGCUCAAUCUCCUCCGUCAGAUCACCAAACCGGUGAGGAAGCAGUUUUUGGGAGGUCAGGAAUGCUUCGUCGAUUUGCGAAAUUCCAUAGGAAUCACAGAGAACGACGAAGUCGUGUACCUGAAAGGACCACAAGGUGGGAUGGAUUUCAUGGACAACACCAUUGCGUUGGAUGAUAUAGCAAAAGUCCUGGUUGAUUGUUUGACACAACUCGCACAAGUCGCUGGGAUGGACCAGGACAUAAAUCCCACUAUUAAUAUUUUGCAACAAUUCCAUAAUUAUAUAGGAAACCGGUAUUUUUGGUGGAUGACAAGCUGCCCACAAUUUGACGCAGAUCAAAGGUUCAAUGCUCAAAUGUUUGCUCUUUUUCACCCCGCUACACUUGAUGAGGAUGAGCAUCUUCGUUUAUUCACCAAUCUUGGGCGGCUGGCAGAUGAAUCGAAAGGCACCCCACAUUGUUUGUGCAGUAAUAAUGACUUCAAACAGCAUAUAACAUUCAGCAAAAUCAAGUGGUGGAUGUCUGAUGUUGCUUCUGAUCCUGGUCUGUACGGAGUUCUGCACUUUUCACGUACAUAUAAGAGAGAAGAAAUCCCUAUAUUUUGUGAGAAUUCUAUGAAGCAUCAUUGGGAGCAUGUCAAAGCAUUGUCGUUGUCAAAGAAAGAAGUGAUUCAGUUACUGUGUCAGCACAUUGAUGGACUGGCUAAUGAAAUGUUUACAGCAUACUCACGAGCUGUCAUGCAUGGUGGUUACACCCAUAAGUAUUCUGCAAAAUACAUUAUGACAGAGGAUGUUUAAGAUUGACAUUGAUGCAGCAGAUGUGCAGUUGCAUUAUAAAUGACUAAAUGGAGUUUUGGACGUUUGAGUAGCUUCUUGUUGCAAGUUCCAGUAGUUUGCUUUUUUACCCUGUAGUUUGCUGUAGUUUGAAACUUUGAAUUGCUUAAUGCUUAUUGUUAUUUUUGUGUCCAAGUUGUGCUGAGUUUUGGAAAAACUUAGAAUCUUGGGAAACGG